AUCUGACGGUCGUGACUAUCUUACACAUGCAAACGCUCUUUCUAUGUGUAGCGGCACUGUGACUGCGGUGGCUUUCUAUCUUGUUCUCGAAAGCGAUUAGAUGCUUGCAACGGUUACUGUCGCCCGAGCCUGAGCACUUGCAUGCCCAUUCAAGUCGCGCUUACACAAUUGAGGAAGGCAUCCCAAUGUCACUGUGACUACUAAACAACCUAUAGCCAACCACGCCCCCAGAAGAACGCAAAUGUCCCGGCGCCGAAGUAUACAAAGAAGGCGCAACUCGGGACAAGGAGAUCCACCUCUUGUCCAGUGUAUAUUGAACGUGGAGUGACUUAGGGCUAUGCUAAGUGCCACUGAACGCAUGCAUCCACAGACCGUCAGUCCCUUUUUUUGGCGGUGCAUGCAUUUCAGCUUCUAUCAAUCUACAAACUCACCAUGUCUGCCAUCGAAGCAAAAGCCAAGGCGCGAGAGGAUCAAAUAUCACGGACCUCGGGCCAAGACGCCCUGGACAACGCCAUCGCUGCGGCAGACCUCUACAUCAAAGCCGCCAACUCUGCAAAGUUUGAUGCUGACAAGGUCCGCCUCAAGAAGAAGUGCAAUGAAAUCAUCCUGCUUGCAGAACGGCUCAAGAAAAUUGCCUUGUUGGGAGACAGUGUCAGCCAAGUCGAGAAGCGCCUCAAGGUGCCCUGUAUAGCCCGCCAAAUCCCCACGAGCGAGAAGAUAAUUCUACUUCGCAAUUCCAAGCUUCACGGAAGUACUUUCCCUCCGUGGGAGGCUGAUCCGCAUCCUGACGAGUUUGCUGGAGAUCCCUUCAGUGACACAUCGGAUUUCCCCUUGUCAGAUCGCCAACUAGCCUUCUUCGCUGGGUGGAAACGACCCUCGGACCUCGUCGGGAACGGCCAAGAUGUCGGCACGUGCAAAGUCGAGCCGCGUUUGAUGGAGCCCCAAGACGACUACGAUCUGAUACAAGACGUUACUACCGACUGCUCUGUCGUAGCUAGUCUCUGCGCGAGCAUGAAGAACCUGCGACCCGGCCCUGCCUCGUUACUAUCCGCGUUGAUGUUCCCUACCGAUUCCGAAACGGGCCAGCCCAAGGUGUCUGCAAAUGGUCGAUAUGUAUUCCGCAUGUACUUCAACGGCUGUUUUCGGAAAGUUGUCAUCGAUGACAGGCUGCCGUCCUCGUCCACCUCACGGGCACUAUACGUCGUGGAUCGGCAGAACUCGCGACUCAUUUGGCCUGCACUGCUGGAGAAAGCAUAUCUCAAAGUGCGCGGCGGAUACGACUUCCCCGGUAGCAACUCCGGAACGGAUCUGUGGGUACUUACAGGCUGGGUCCCACAGCAGCUCUUCCUGCAAAGCGACGAGAUCGAAUUUGGCCGCACAUGGUCGCGGGUCAAGAAAGCCUUCGAUUAUGGCGAUGUUGUCGUUACUCUCGGCACAGGCCACUUAUCCAUGGCUGAGGAAGAAACCUUGGGACUGGUCGGCGAGCACGACUACGCCGUUCUAGAUAUGUCUGAGUCCUCGGGCAGCCGGCGGAUGCUCGUCAAAAAUCCAUGGUGUGACGGCCUUGUGUGGAAAGGGGUGGGCUCAUCCGACACUCCGGAGCGCGCCACAGACGACCACCCGAAAAAACUGAAGCCAGGGUCAUUUUGGAUCAGCUUUGAUGACGUGCUACAGAAUUUCGAAUCCCUCUACCUCAAUUGGAACCCAGCCCUCUUCACAGAACGGCAGGACCAUCACUUUACCUGGGAGCUACCCCAGACGAGUAUGGCAGCCUCCUUUGCGUACAAUCCCCAGUACUCGAUGGCGGCGGCAGCCUCGGGCAGCACUUGGAUCUUGCUUAAUCGGCACUUCCAAGAUGACGAACUCGAGAUCGCCAAAAGCCGAUCGACAACCCUCUCGGCAACGUCAAACAAACUGGGCUUUAUGAGCCUUUACAUCUUCGACAACAAGGGCGAGCGCGUACAACUGAGUGACAAAUCCAUCUACCGCGGACCAUUUGUCGAUUCACCACAAACGCUAGCUCCUUUCGAGGCGAAAAGGGGCGUCAAGUACACCAUCGUAGUGGUGCAGCAGGCCCUCCCCUUGCCCAAGUAUUCCUUUACCAUGUCCUUCUUCUCGCGAUGUGCCCUGGACGUGAGGCCUGCUGAGCACAACAUAAAGUCGUACACCGAAAUUCAAGGCAGUUGGACAGGGCGAACCGCAGGCGGCAACGCUGCUUCGCCUACGUAUCUGCAGAACCCACAGUUUGCCAUCACCGUACCCACGCCUGGGCCUCUCUCGAUCCUCCUAUCUACCGAUAAAGAAAAUCUCGCCGUGCACGUCGACCUAGUCUGGGCGGGCGGCAGACGCGUAACAGCUGUUACAGUGCGCGAUCUCGUCUCGACCUCGGGCGAGUACCGCCGCGGAUGCGCGCUGGCCCAAGUCCCGUCCGUCGACGCCGGCACAUACACCGUCGUAUGCUCGACCUUCGAGCCCGGUCAACUCGCCGACUUCACCCUCCGCGUCGGCUCCAUGGUUCCCUGCAAAAUCAGCGUCGUGCCCCCCGACGGCGCCGGCCGUCUGCGCACCCAACUGCCAACGCUCGUCUUCGGCCACAGCGAACAAAAGAAACGCGCCGCCUUGACCUUGAGCCGGUUGACUCGCGCCACCAUCGUGCUCAUGAGGAAGCACACGGCCUCGGCUCCCGGCACACCGCGCAGCCAUCCUACGGUGAGGCUAGGCGUGGAACUCGGGCGUGGGCCUGAUAAGGGCGUCUUGGCUGCGACAGGCGAGGGCGAAUUCAAGGAGGUGGGCAUGGGGUUGCGCACUGCUGAAUUCGAUGUCGAUCCACGCAUGGCGCAGAACCGGGGGCUGUGGAUCGUCGUGGAGCAGAUCGGGUCGGGGCCGUACAUGGCGGCUACCGACGAAGGGCUGAGUAUUGAGGUAUUAAGCGAGACGCCGAUUCAUGUUGGCCCAUGGGAGACAGUGGAUAGUUGAUACUAUGAGGUUUUUAUUUGCAUGAGCUGGAGAAAUAGGGACUGAGACCUUGUGUUGCAUUGAGUAGACCGUAUUAUAUUUGUGGUGGGGGAUUAAGGGGUUCGGCACAGUGGGAAUCACUUCCGGCGAAUGAGUUGAGCACGUAGAGUUUGAUGCAAUUGAACUUGUCAAAAUGAGG
Messenger RNA from Pseudomassariella vexata, 3154 nucleotides. RefSeq names its product PALB protein. The transcript has 3 exons. Gene Ontology annotation, biological process: proteolysis. Gene Ontology annotation, molecular function: calcium-dependent cysteine-type endopeptidase activity. Bases 433 to 2976 code for a protein of 847 amino acids. Lineage: Eukaryota; Fungi; Ascomycota; Sordariomycetes; Amphisphaeriales; Pseudomassariaceae. The record is from RefSeq and is a predicted model, not a curated record.